This is a messenger RNA of Eutrema salsugineum, 1458 nucleotides long. RefSeq lists its product as uncharacterized. NCBI's taxonomy places the organism in Eukaryota, Viridiplantae, Streptophyta, Magnoliopsida, Brassicales, Brassicaceae. The record is from RefSeq and is a predicted model, not a curated record. Gene Ontology annotation, molecular function: zinc ion binding. The coding region runs from base 1 to 1458 and encodes 485 amino acids. The transcript has 3 exons.
AUGCAUUCUUGCUCUCGGGCUUCUGCGUGUACUAGCAGCAAACGAAGGAAAGGCACACCUGGGUUAGUUGCAGUAGUUGUUAGUAAAACUUACCCUUGUCAAUUAAAACCACCAACUCCUAGAGAUAUCAUGGCUUUGGUUCAAACUAGAGGUUGUCUGGAGGUAUCAUACUCUACGGCAUGGAGAGGCAGACAGAAAACUAUAAGUUUUGGUCGUGGUACUCCAGAAGAGAGUUUCGAGCAUCUGCAUUCGUAUUUGUACAUGCUAGAGCAGUCUAAUCCUGGUACGACAUCAAGUGUUGAAGUGGAUGAAUUAGGAAGAUUCAAGUACCUAUUUGUCGCUCUGGGUCCUACCAUUGAAGGGUUUGCAGCAAUGAGAAAAGUGAUAAUUGUUGAUGCAAAUUUUUUGAAGAAUGGAUUUGGUGGAUGCCUUGUAUUUACAACAGCUCAGGAUGCGAAUCAUCACCAUUGUCCCCUUUCUUUUGGGAUAGUUGAUGGGGAGAAGAAUGAUAGUUGGAACUGGUUCUUUACUAACCUUAAAACCCGUAUACCUGACAGUUCUGAAUUGGUGUUUGUUUCAGACAAGAAUGUACGCCUGAUCAAUGCAAUAAAGGAGUACCCGCAAGCUAAACACGAGAAAAGAUUUAGUUGUAGCCAAGUUCAUGGAAGUUGCGAGGAAGUAUAUACAGAGGCUGAGUUUCUUGAGGCUUAUGGUCAACUGGGAGAAAGGUAUUCGGAUGCAAUUACGUAUUUAAGUAGUAGUUUGCAUGAGGAAAAAUGGGCAAGGUGCUAUUUUCCGGGAGAAAGGUACAACAUCGACACUAGUAACUGUGUAGAGUCUAUGAACAGCAUUUUUAAGGAUGCGAGGAAGUAUGCUAUAUUACCUAUGAUGGAUGCUAUCUUGGCAAAGUCCCUAAAUGUGACUGAGCUGAACUCGUUUCUGCUUGAAUACGCUGUGAUCGGUGGAGAUGGGAACACUUAUCUGGUGAACUUGAGAACCAAGUUUUGUUCAUGCAGACGUUUUGAUAUAGACAGAUAUCGUUACGUCCAUGCACUUGCCGCAGUGAGGAUUUCUAUGGCCAAGGAAGAUAGAAGUGAGGACAUCCACUCGCAUGAUUUGUGCUCGAAGUAUUAUACUAGUGCUGUGUGGACACUUGCAUAUACCAGGGCGGUAUACCCUGUUCCUCAUUGUUCACAAUGGGUAAUUCCAGAUGAUAUCAAAAAGAAGAUUGCCCCAAAACCACCUGAGGUCCCAAAAAAACCUGAAAGAAGGCAACAGAGAAGAUUUUCAUCGGUUAGAGAGUGUGGGCCAAGACCAAUUAAUAAGCGUAAGAAAAGGCAGGGUAAUACUCAGGAUGGAGUCGGGAAUGCGCAUGGACAUACUCAGGGGAAUGAAGGCUGGGAUGCCAGUAAUCCUGAGGUGAAUGCGCAUGGUAAUACUCAGGGAAAUGAAGGCUAG